UCGUCUCCGGAGCGCUAGGAGCGGGAGUGGCCGAGAGUAGCCGAGCGUUUCCGAGCCGAGCCGAGCCGAGCCGACGACAGCCGAGCAUCGCCGAGCCGAGCCGACGACAGCCGAGCAUCGCCGAGCCGAUCGUCCGUCCGGCUUUGCGGACUGAGGAGGAAGGACAGGAGAAGGAAAAGCAAACGUCUUGACAGCGGAGGAGGAGCGUGUCCUUCCUUCCCGGGAACAUUUGCUCAACCGCGGAUUAAUUCCUCAUGACUUCUAAUGGAAAGACUACUGGCUUGUAGGAACAGUAUAGAUCGGAAUUGCUGCUUUAUAGGGAACACGUUCGGUCCAGCAUUGCAGCUGAUCUGUUAUUGAAUUAUCUGAUAAUUGAUAGAGGACCAGAAUCAAGCACAGAACAGCCCCGGGACGUUACAGCACAUCCAGGAGUCCUGAGGCCAUUUGUAGCAUUUCAUCUACCAUCUCAGUUGACGUCAGCUAACUGAGUACAGAUCAGGGAUGGGAACUUUUGGUCUGUGUGGAUUUCACAACCAGUAGGGGCUCCAUAUGGUGUGCCACAUGAAAUGAACAAAGGACCCCAACCUAUUGGAGGACUUCCAUCUGCCCCACACCCAUCCCCUUCUGGAAUAACCCAGACUGCCUAUCACUCUGGCCAGACAACUGCUGCAGUAGUUUAUGCACCACAGCAAUCUCCACAAAUGAACACUCAACCACAACCACGGCAGCAAUACUACGCAAACAGAGCCCAGCAACAGAAUAGUGCUUCCAGGGUUCAGAGUAGUGCAACAACUCGACCUGUGGCCUCUGCUACCCAUGUCUACCAACCUGGCUCACAGACUAUUAUGAUGAUGACAACCCAACAGAUUCCUGCUUAUCAAUCACAAGGACCUUAUUAUGUCCCAAGCCAGUUCCGUUCUUCAUUUGUACAGCCAACUCAGCAGUAUCCUGUUCCACCCGGGACUGGAUUUUAUCCAAGCCCAAAUCCUGGGGAGUACCCUUAUGGAACCUAUUAUCCAGCAACACAGGGAGUGCAAUCAUAUUCUGCACCAGUGGCGCCUGCCACUGUUAUGAUAAAUCCGGCUCAGCCACAAAUGCCUCCAAAAAGAGAACGUAAACAGAUCCGGAUAAGGGAUCCAAACCAGGGUGGAAAAGACAUCACAGAAGAGAUCAUGUCUGGAGGAAGAUCGGGUUCUACACCAACGCCGCCACAGUCUGCAGGAGGUUUAGAAGGAAGUGGUGCUGUACAAGCAAAUGGGGAAAGUCCUCAUCCUGUUCCCGUUGUCAUUCGGCCAGACAAACCAAAGUCCCCUGCAGUGAUAUCGAAACCAGUAGAAGAGCCAAACCAACUUGACAGACCUAUUUCGCCUGAUAUUGUAGAAAACAAAUCUGAAAAUGACACUAAACCACCAGAGUCCAAAGAAGUACAAGAAAAUACCGUCACAGAGCCAGAGGACACCACAGACAUUACAGUCUCUUUUGAUGUGACUGUGACAGAUUCUGUGCCACCUGAUGGUGAUGGUGAUGAUGAUGGUGGUGAUGAUGAUGGCGAUGGUGUUGGUGGUGGUGGUGUUGAUAAUGAUGGCGAUGAUGUUGAUGAUGAUGAUGUUGUUGAUGAUGAAAUAAGUCCUUUGGCAGAACCUAUUGCUUUGACACAUGCAGUUCAAGAAAUGCAAGAAAGUGAAACGGAGGUAAAAGAACUACCGAAAGAGGUGAUUCCAGAAGAAUGUAGCUCAAAAGACUUGACAGUGGAAAGUAAUGGUUUUACACCAGCAGAGGAAGUUGAGCCUAGUCAAGUGUCUGAGCCUUCAUUAGAACCUCUAGAACCUCCACUUGAACCUGUAAUGGAUUCGCCCAUUGUACAACCUGAAGAACCGAAAAUGACAAAUGGUCUUGAGCUUUCAACAAAGCAGGAUUCUGAAGUUUCAGAAGUUCAAGAGGAAUCUCACAUCAGUCCUAUUUCUGAGCCUGAGGCACCGACAUGUGAAGAGAAUGCAGAAGUAUUAGCACCUUCUGAAGAGAAGGAGAAGGAGAAGGAAAAGGAAAAGGAGGAGGAGGAAGAGGAGGAUAUUGCUGAAGUCCAAAUGCAGGAUGCCUUGCCAUCAGCAGCUACUUUAUCCCAGACUAACGACAAUUCUACGCAAGCUGCAGCUGUAUCUGUGCCAAAGAAGAAGAGGAAAAUGAAGGAUUUAAACAAAAAAGAAGCAGUUGGAGAUCUUCUCGAUGCUUUCAAAGAGUCUCAAGUAAAAGAACCUGCAGCUGAAUCUGUUGCCCAGCCUACAGCUGUAGGUGUUGAAGUGACUGAAACAAUUCGUCCAACACGUGACGAACCUGAGGAAACCUGGGAGGAGAAGGAAGAUAAACAAGACGUAGAAAACAUCAAGCCGGAUGGAAUUAAGUUGUCGGAUCAAAAAUAUCAAUAUAAAGAAGAAAAUUGGAAGCCACUUAAUCUUGAAGAUAAGAAGAAAUAUGACCGUGAAUUUCUCCUGGGGUUCCAAUUCAUCAAUGCUAGUAUGCAGAAACCUGAAGGUCUACCAGCAAUUAGUGAUGUUGUAUUGGAUAAGGCAAACAAGACUCCUCUUCGUCCUCUUGAUCCAAGCAGGCUGACUGGUAUGAACUGUGGACCAGACUUCACUCCGUCCUUCGCACAAAUAGGGCGACAGCAGAUUGGAAGAGUGCCUGUGCACGACCUUUUAUCCGGAGUUCCUGAAACCGAAAAGCUCCGAAAACCGGACAUUUUUUCCAGGAUGUCGUCUGCACACCAAAGCUCGCGUUUGGCGCCAAACUUGACCCGAAACGACCCACGGUCAACCCAGCCUUCAGGUGUAGGCCCAAGAAGAUCUCAACAAGGCCAAAGAAAGGAGCCUCGCAAAAUUAUUGCAACAGUAUCCCUAAAUGACGACAUACAACUUAAGAAGGCAGAGCAUGCUUGGAAACCAACGGUGAAGAAGCCAUCUGAUGAAGAAGACCCAGAUUUGAUAAAUACACAGGAGCUGUUCCGCAAAGUGCGCGGUAUUUUGAACAAACUGACACCACAGAUGUUCCAGCAGUUGAUGAAACAAGUUGCAGAAUUGACAAUUGAUAAUGAAGAGAGGCUUAAAGGUGUUAUUGAUCUGGUGUUUGAAAAAGCAAUUUCUGAACCAAACUUCUCUGUUGCCUAUGCCAACAUGUGCCGCUGUCUUACAACUCUGAAAGUUCCAAUACCUGACAAGCCGGGAGCAACUGUAAAUUUUCGGAAGUUGCUGUUAAACAGAUGUCAGAAGGAAUUUGAAAAAGAUAAAGAUGAUGAUGCUGUAAUAGACAAAAAACAGAAGGAAAUUGAUGCUUCAGUUAUGUCUGAAGAAAAAACUCGUCUGCAAGAGCAGUUAAAGGAUGCCAGAGAUAAAGCCAGGCGACGAUCACUAGGCAAUAUCAAAUUUAUUGGUGAACUCUUCAAACUGAAAAUGUUGACGGAACCAAUUAUGCAUGACUGUAUAGUGAAGCUGCUAAAAAACCAUGAUCAAGAAUCACUAGAGUGCCUUUGUAGGUUGUUAACGACAAUAGGCAAAGAUUUGGACUUUGAAAAAGCCAAACCUAGGAUGGAUCAAUAUUUUAACCAAAUGGAAAAAAUAAUUAAAGAGAAAAAAACGUCAUCUAGGAUUCGCUUUAUGGUGCAGGAUGUAAUUGAUCUGCGACAAAAUAACUGGGUGCCUCGAAGAGGUGAUCAAGGGCCCAAGACAUUAGAACAGAUACACAGAGAAGCUCAGAUAGAAGAACAUCAACAGCAUUUAAAAGUGCAACAACAACUACUAUUUAAGCAGGAUAAAAGGAGAGGUGGUGGAAGCAGCAGUAGUACAGGUGGUAGAGGAAAUCAAGGAACUGAUGAAGCAGGCUGGAAUACAGUACCGAUUGCAAAAAGUAGCAGGCCUAUUGAUACAAGUAGGCUAAGUAAGAUUACUAAGGCGGCUGGGGCCAUGGAUUACAACAAUCAAGUGCUGGCACCAGCUGGUCGACUUGGUGGCUGGGUAAAAGGGAGCAGUGGUGGAUCUGGAAGCAAGCCUAGUGACGCAGGUGUGGAUUCAGGAAGGACAGCCACAUUAAAUAGAUUUUCAGCUCUCCAACAGUCUUCAUCCACAGAUAAUUUUGAUGCACGAAGAGUGGUGCCCAGCAGGAGUAGUUCAAGUCGCGAUAGAAGUGAAAAGGGUGAUCGUGAGCGAGGAGACCGGUUUGAAAGAAACGAACGUUUCGAGAGAAGUGAGAGGAAUGAUCGAUUUGAAAGAAUUGAACGCAGUGAAAAAGGUGACAAAAGCGAUCGCGUUGAGAAAUCUGAAAAGACUGACCGCAACAGACCUCCGCUAACCAAGAGAAGCUACAACAAAGAAGUCGAUGACCGAAGUAGGGAAAGGGAACGACGAAAUUCUCAAGAACCUGUAAGACGUGUGGCCAGCAUGACAGAAGAGAGAGAUCGAGGAUAUUCGAGAGAUCCAAGCAAAGAGCCUGUUAAGCUUGAACCAAUCUCUGUUUCUACAACAUCUGAUAAAUCUGCCCUUUCUGAUGAAGAGUUUGAAAAGAAAUCCAAGGCCAUCAUUGAGGAAUAUUUGCAUAUCAAUGAUAUGAAGGAAGCAUUGCAAUGUGUACAGGAACUCGAGUCAUCUAAGAUCUUGCACGUCUUUGUUCGAAGUGGGGUCGAGUCAACUUUGGAACGAAGUGCAAUAGCAAGAGAACAUAUGGGCAUGCUUCUGUACCAACUUGUAAAAGCUGGCACUCUGUCAAAACAACAGUAUUACAAAGGGCUAAGUGAUAUCCUUGAAAUAGCUGAAGAUAUGGAAAUUGAUAUUCCACAUAUAUGGCAAUACCUUGCUGAACUAAUUGUUCACAUGUUGCAUGAUGGAGGUAUACCAAUCGCAGAGCUUUUCAGAGAAGUGGCCAAACCACUCAUCACCAUUGGAAAAGCUGGGCUUCUGCUCGCUGAUCUUCUAUGUGCACUGUGCAAAGAAAUGAGCCGAAAGAAGGCAGGUUCGUUGUGGAGAGAAGGAGGUCUGAGCUGGAAGGAAUUCCUUUCUGAGGAAGAGGACGUUAACAAGUUUGUCACUGACAAGAAAGUAGAAUUUACUCUGGGAAAUGAAUCUGAUCUUGAGGCCACGCCAAGCAAAAUGGAAAUGUCCUUUGAUGAACUGUGUGAACAGUUUGAUAACCUAAUUAAGGAGAAAGCUGAAAACCAAAGAAUAUUUGAUUGGAUUGAAGCCAAUUUAGAUGAAAAGCAAAUGAUUUCACCACACUUCAUCAGGGCAUUAAUGAAGUCUAUCUGCCAUUCUGCUGUUGUAUUUGAAACCCCUAUUCGUGUUGAAGUGGACAUCAUUAAAAAUAGGGUGAAAGUCCUGACAAAAUACCUGAAUUCUGAUCCCCAGCGUGAACUACAAGCACUAUAUGCCCUCCAGGCAUUAAUGGCAAUAUUAGAACAACCAGCAAGUUUACUAAGGACAUUUUUUGAUGUUUUGUAUGAUGAGGAUGUUAUAUCUGAAGAAGCCUUUUAUAAAUGGGAGUCCAGUAAAGACCCAGCAGAGCAACAAGGAAAAGGAGUAGCUUUGAAAUCUGUGACAGCUUUCUUCACUUGGUUAAGGGAAGCUGAAGAAGAAUCGGAAGGCAAUUAGAAAUCAUUAUUGACACAUAUCAGUCAUAUGACGAAUCGCAUUCGGCAGAUGAGGACUGCCCUUUUGAGUUUUUGCACAAUCAAGUGCUUGGUUCUGAGAACGUCAAUUCAAUAAACCCUUGGUACUUCAAGGUUUUAUCUAUUUUUUAACAUCAGCAGUUCAUGUCUAACAAAUAUAAACUAUUUAGAAAAUAAAUUAGGGCUGCUGAGAUGAUCUUUGAAAUUAGGUGGUUGUCAUGGGCAUAGGAAAGUGGUGGGGAUUUUUGAUUUUUUUUAAAAGAAUGGUGGAUACCUUGGUGUUAAAUCACCAACGAUGCAAACUAAUUUAGGGAUCCCAGGAUAUAUCAACUUGGCUUCCCUAUGCUAGAUUUUUUUGAGGGGCGGGGCACCCAGACCCUUGGACUCCUCUGUUCUUAUGCCUAUGAGUUGUAUAAAAAGCCUUGAACAAGCCUGUAGUGGAUUUUAAAAAUCAGUAAGAGUUUAACAGUUUAAUUAGACAAAACGAAAAGCAGUACAGUUCCUAGAUGAUUCUACUUAAUGUAGGACAGUUAGGGCAGUUCUGUAAAUAUAUGUUUUGCAAUAUUGCUAAUGUAAUGCCAUGUUAUUUCUGCUGUCUUUGAUAAAGUGCAGCAGUGUCUCCUGUAUUUAUAGAAUUCCUCAGUUCAUAAGGUGCUUGUAAUUAUCAACCAGAAUGAAUCCUUCAUUGAUUACAGUUUAAAUGAAUGUGUAAAUACUUUUGCUUUAUUAAGUAUUUAAUUAAAAAUUAAUGCCUCUUUUCACAUCCGAAACUGGAAAAUAAAGAACAUAUUGCAAAGUAAUAAA
Messenger RNA from Leucoraja erinaceus (little skate), 6451 nucleotides. RefSeq names its product eukaryotic translation initiation factor 4 gamma, 1a (gene eif4g1a). The record is from RefSeq and is a predicted model, not a curated record. NCBI's taxonomy places the organism in Eukaryota, Metazoa, Chordata, Chondrichthyes, Rajiformes, Rajidae. Gene Ontology annotation, molecular function: mRNA binding; protein binding; translation initiation factor activity. The transcript has 37 exons. Gene Ontology annotation, cellular component: eukaryotic translation initiation factor 4F complex. Bases 567 to 5630 code for a protein of 1687 amino acids.